Messenger RNA from Frieseomelitta varia, 1446 nucleotides. RefSeq names its product holocytochrome c-type synthase (gene Cchl). Gene Ontology annotation, molecular function: holocytochrome-c synthase activity. The coding region runs from base 379 to 1206 and encodes 275 amino acids. Gene Ontology annotation, biological process: cytochrome c-heme linkage. The transcript has 4 exons. Lineage: Eukaryota; Metazoa; Arthropoda; Insecta; Hymenoptera; Apidae. Gene Ontology annotation, cellular component: mitochondrion. The record is from RefSeq and is a predicted model, not a curated record.
AAAACAAAGGAAUUACUCGUCAGAUCUUCUGUCAUAAACUUUUCGGAAAAAAACUUCCCACACUCUUGGGGGAAAUCUUUAUGACCUUAAGAAAAAUCACUAGAAACAGCAAUGUGACACAAGUACUGUUACUGCCGUAGCACUACUGCCAUACUGUUUCUGUUGUACGUUUAAUCCCAAGUGAUUUAAAGAAUUCGGAAUCGAGAUGUUUCAAUUCUUUGAAACACAAUACCUUUAAUUCUCAAAGUUUAUUUAACUUAUCUAGAAUCGUCUUAAUUUAUCGAAAGGUUCUAAUUCUACAUAAAGACAGAUAAUCAAAUAGAUAUACCAACGAUAUCAUAUAUGUUUAUAACUCGAUAGAUUUUACUAUAAAAGAAAAUGGGAAAUGUAAUGAAUUCUGCUGUAUCGGCAGCUGAUGCAAUUACCUCUGUACAUCAGCCAGAGGUUUCAAAUGUACCGUACCAUGAAACACACAAACCCAAAGGAAAACCUCCUCCAGAAUGCCCUAUGCAUAAAUCUAUGCAGGAAGAAGCACCGCCAAUGUAUUCCAGCGAAUGUCCGAUUAAUGACAUGGCUCCAAACGAAAUCAAUCCUUUAAACAUGAUGCCACCAGCUAAUCAACAACCGGCACCAGAUCAGCCUUUUCCACUGCCAACGGAAAGACAAAUGUCAUCCAUACCAAAAGCAACAGGUGAUGGGUUUUGGAUGUACCCUUCGCAACAAAUGUUUUGGAAUGCGAUGCUGAGAAAAGGUUGGAGGUGGAAGAACGACGACAUAACACCAAAGGACAUGGACGAUAUAAUAAAAAUCCAUAAUGCAAAUAACGAAUUAGCGUGGCAAGAAGUGCUUAAAUGGGAGGCACUUCACGCGAGGGAGUGUGGUACUCCAAAAUUGCGCAGCUUUGGAGGCAAAGCCAAGCAGUAUUCGCCACGUGCACGCAUUCGAUAUUGGAUGGGAUACGAACUACCAUUUGACCGGCACGACUGGAUUAUAGAUAGAUGCGGAAAGGAUGUACGAUAUGUUAUAGAUUACUACGAUGGUGGGGCAAUUGACAAAAAUUAUACUUUCACCUUGCUGGAUGUUAGACCAGCUAUGGAUUCGUUAGAGAACAUUUGGGAUCGCAUGAGGGUUACGUGGAUGCGUUGGAAAUAUUGCAACCAAUCAAGCGAAUCGGAGUGUGCCACGAAAAACGAAGAGAAGAAAUAGAUAUUGACAGACCGAAAAGAUAUUAGCUUGUUACUGAAUUCUACGCUCGUUUUAAUGAAUUACAUGUUACAAUGUACAGUUUUUAAAAUACAGAUUAACUGUACAGGACAAACCAAAGAAGUUCGCUAACGCUUAAGAAACAAAAAGAAUACUAGAUGAAAAUCUAAUAUUUUUUUUGUAUGUAUAUAAUUAUGAUAAUUUUAAGAGAAAAAAAUAAACGGCAAACUUCUGAAAGUUCAA